AUGCAGAAUCUUGCAAUCACCGACCGGGCCUUUGUGGCGCGCCCAGCGCUCCGGCUCGCCGGCGGGGUGGCCCCGGCAAGGGCGCCAGUCGGCCACUCGGUACAGUCGAGAUCUGGCGUGCUGACUCGGGCGACGCUGGAGGAGGCCAAACCCCGUGCCACCAAUGGCGCGGCGAAGGGUUCCAAGACCGGGCUGGACUUUGAUGAACUGACCGACCUCAUUAAGAUGGUGCACUCCACCGAUAUCGUAGAGCUGGAGCUGAACAGCAAGAAGUUCAAGUUGACGGUGAAGAAGCGCGAGGCGCUGGAGGUCGGGGACACAGUGAAGAAGGGACAGACCGUGUGCAUCAUUGAGGCCAUGAAGCUCAUGAAUGAGAUUGAGGCAGAGGUCUCUGGCACUGUGGUCAAGAUUGUCGCGGAGCACGGCAAGCCCGUCACCCCCGGCUCGGUGUUGUUCAUCAUCAAGCCAUGA
Messenger RNA from Auxenochlorella protothecoides, 471 nucleotides. Its product is annotated as Biotin carboxyl carrier protein of acetyl-CoA carboxylase, chloroplastic. Lineage: Eukaryota; Viridiplantae; Chlorophyta; Trebouxiophyceae; Chlorellales; Chlorellaceae. Gene Ontology annotation, biological process: fatty acid biosynthetic process. Gene Ontology annotation, molecular function: acetyl-CoA carboxylase activity. Bases 1 to 471 code for a protein of 156 amino acids. The transcript is spliced from 5 exons. Gene Ontology annotation, cellular component: acetyl-CoA carboxylase complex. The record is from RefSeq and is a predicted model, not a curated record.